Messenger RNA from Colossoma macropomum (tambaqui), 1637 nucleotides. Its product is annotated as SWI/SNF-related matrix-associated actin-dependent regulator of chromatin subfamily B member 1-A. Bases 20 to 1153 code for a protein of 377 amino acids. Gene Ontology annotation, cellular component: nucleus; nuclear chromosome. Gene Ontology annotation, biological process: chromatin remodeling; regulation of transcription by RNA polymerase II. Gene Ontology annotation, molecular function: transcription coregulator activity. The transcript has 10 exons. Lineage: Eukaryota; Metazoa; Chordata; Actinopteri; Characiformes; Serrasalmidae. The record is from RefSeq and is a predicted model, not a curated record.
UUGCUUUGUGUUUGCCAAGAUGGCGUUGAGUAAAACAUUCGGUCAAAAGCCGAUAAAAUUUCAGCUUGAAGAGGAUGGAGAUUUUUAUAUGAUCGGCUCAGAGGUUGGAAACUACCUGCGUAUGUUCAGAGGCUCCCUGUACAAGAGGUAUCCAUCACUGUGGCGAAGGCUCGCAUCUGUUGAAGAGAGGAAAAAGAUAGUAGCUUCGUCACACGAUCAUGGUUACACAACUUUAGCCACCAGUGUGACCCUGCUGAAAGCGUCUGAGUGUGAAGAGAUCUUCGAGGGGAAUGAUGAGAAAUAUAAAGCGGUGUCCAUCAGCACGGAACCUCCAGCCUAUCUCAGGGAGCAGAAAGCAAAGAGGAACACUCAGUGGGUGCCGACCCUUCCCAACAGUUCGCACCACUUGGAUGCUGUUCCUUGUUCCACCUCGAUUAACCGAAACCGUAUGGGACGAGACAAGAAGAGGACUUUUCCCCUGUGUUUUGAUGACCAUGACCCAGCAGUGAUCCAUGAGAACGCCUCUCAGGCAGAAGUUCUUGUUCCGAUUCGACUGGACAUGGAGAUAGAUGGCCAAAAGCUCAGAGACGCCUUUACCUGGAACAUGAAUGAGAAGCUGAUCACCCCUGAGAUGUUUGCAGAGAUCCUUUGUGAUGAUCUGGACCUGAACCCCUUGACCUUCGUCCCAGCCAUCGCCUCAGCCAUCCGGCAGCAAAUAGAGUCCUACCCCACAGACAGCAUACUGGACGAGCAGACUGAUCAGAGAGUCAUCAUCAAGCUGAACAUCCAUGUGGGGAACAUUUCCCUGGUGGACCAGUUUGAGUGGGACAUGUCUGAGAAGGAGAAUUCUCCAGAGACGUUUGCUCUGAAGCUGUGCUCUGAGCUGGGCCUUGGAGGAGAGUUUGUCACCACCAUCGCCUACAGCAUCCGCGGCCAGCUGAGCUGGCAUCAGAGGACGUACGCCUUCAGGUCUGAUUUCAGUGAAAACCCCUUGCCAACGGUAGAGAUUGCAAUCCGGAACACGGGUGAUGCUGACCAGUGGUGCCCCCUGCUGGAGACCCUGACAGAUGCUGAGAUGGAGAAGAAGAUCAGAGAUCAGGAUAGGAACACAAGGCGCAUGCGACGACUUGCCAACACCGCCCCCGCCUGGUAGAGAGAGGAGGUUAGGAUGCCACCACUCGAUAAGCUUAAGGCCUCCUAUCGGCAUCAGACCCCCCUGGAGCUGUCUGUUGCUGUUUAAAACACAGCUCUGGGUUACAUUCCUCCAGUCUUCUGACCUCCUUCACAGCCCCAGCACCACAUUACACACACAUUCAAGGCAUAGACGCUGUGCCUCCAAAUUGACUUUGCAUCGGUUGGACGUGUCAGGGCUACUUUGGGGCUACUUUCACUGAUCAUGAAUGAGAUGUAAAUGAAUCGCUCACUGUAACUGUUACUCUGAUCUGACUGUAGAGAGACGCUUGUCUAGAUAUGAUCGUGACCACUGGGACGUAGUUACGCACCUUUGCAGAAGAGGGGAUGUUUAUUAAUUAAUUGUGCUUUUCUUUUGUCAAAAGGUGCUGAGGCAUACUAUGUACCGGACUUGCAUUUUUUUAAAGAAAAUAAACGUCCUAAUAAACUGAUGCUGUUUCUUUUGA